Eupeodes corollae is the source of this 711-nucleotide messenger RNA. RefSeq lists its product as uncharacterized. The record is from RefSeq and is a predicted model, not a curated record. NCBI's taxonomy places the organism in Eukaryota, Metazoa, Arthropoda, Insecta, Diptera, Syrphidae. The transcript has 4 exons. The coding region runs from base 72 to 689 and encodes 205 amino acids.
UUUAAAAUUUUUGGGGUUUUAUAAAAUAAUUAACACAAAAUAUUUGUAUUAAAUUUAAAUUUAAAAAAAAAAUGUCAAAUUCAAAUUUAAAAGUUUUAUUUUUAAACAUUUUCUUGGUGUUAUUCACUGCUGCAAGAUCGUCUGUUCGCAUUUUGCAACUGAAUUUGAUUGAGAUCGAAACGACAAUCAAAAAUGUUGGAUUGAAAAUACCAUUAGUUCCAGAAGUGCUUACAUUGAUCCUUUCAUGUUUUGUGGUUUUUAAGUUUAUUCUUAGCUAUUUAAGUUUAGCUGCUCAUAUUGUAGCCUUAUAUCCAAUUUUGAAUUACGAACUAAAUGACUUACUAAUUCCAACUAUUAUAAUGCAAGCUAUUCAAAAUAUUUUGUUGAACUUGGGGGAAUUAUGGUGUGGAUACAUAAUUUGUCACAAUUAUUUGGAUAAGGAUUCAACAGCGUGCAGUAUAUUUUACAUAAAAAUAUUAGCAAAAUGUACACUCGGAAUAAUUGUGCUAAAUGUGUUCUGGAAUUAUUAUAGUUCAUUGAGAUAUCCUGAAUUGGAGGUUAUACCAAACCGGAAAUUUCAUAAAAGAAUUUCACAGAAACAAGUACAAGAUAUUAAGAUAUUUCAAAGGCGGAUGAUAUUGGAAUCAAGUGAAGUCGAGAUGAAUAGUGAAGUCUUUUCCAAUACUUAAAACAAUAAAAUUUAAACGAAAG